Molecule: messenger RNA, 3601 nt
Organism: Molossus molossus (Pallas's mastiff bat)
Lineage: Eukaryota; Metazoa; Chordata; Mammalia; Chiroptera; Molossidae
Gene: PSIP1
Product: PC4 and SFRS1 interacting protein 1
Exons: 16
Coding region: 306-1889 (527 amino acids)
Biological process (GO): regulation of transcription by RNA polymerase II
Cellular component (GO): nucleus
Molecular function (GO): double-stranded DNA binding; transcription coregulator activity
Source: RefSeq, a predicted model, not a curated record
AGCAGCGCAGGGACGGCGGCGGCAGCGGCGGUGGCGGUUGCGAUUCGGAGUCGUUGAGACGCCUCUGCGGCAGCUGGUGGCGCAGGUGGCUUGCGUGAACGCGGGCAGUGGCGGCCGGCCCGCCACCGCAGCCUCAGCGUCCGCAGCCCCGGCAGGCGCGUUGGAACACCCCGAGGCAUCCUCCGGCCCCCGCCGCCCCGGAGCCUCCGUUCCCGGCGGUCCUCCCGCAUCCCCCCGCCGUCCGUACCGCCGCACCUCCUCACUGGUCUUCGGAUCCGGAUCCGCGGCAUCGCCCCUCACGAAACAUGACUCGCGAUUUCAAACCUGGAGACCUCAUCUUCGCCAAGAUGAAAGGUUAUCCUCAUUGGCCAGCCCGAGUAGAUGAAGUUCCUGAUGGAGCUGUAAAACCACCAACAAACAAACUACCCAUUUUCUUUUUUGGAACACAUGAGACUGCUUUUUUAGGCCCAAAGGAUAUAUUUCCUUAUUCAGAAAAUAAGGAAAAGUAUGGAAAACCAAAUAAACGAAAAGGCUUUAAUGAAGGUUUAUGGGAGAUAGAUAACAAUCCGAAAGUGAAAUUUUCAAGUCAACAGGCAUCAGCUAAACAAUCAAAUGCAUCAUCUGAUGUUGAAGUUGAAGAAAAAGAAACUAGUGUUUCAAAGGAAGAUACUGACCAUGAAGAAAAAGCCAGCAAUGAGGAUGUGACUAAAGCAAUUGACAUAACCACUCCAAAGGCUGCCAGAAGAGGAAGAAAGAGAAAGGCAGAAAAACAAGUAGAAACCGAGGAGGCAGGAGUAGUGACAACAGCAACAGCAUCUGCUAAUCUAAAAGUGAGUCCUAAAAGAGGACGACCUGCAGCUACAGAAGUCAAGAUUCCAAAACCAAGAGGCAGACCCAAAAUGGUAAAACAGACCUGUCCUUCAGAGAGUGACAUGGUAACUGAAGAAGACAAAAGUAAGAAAAAGGGGCAAGAGGAAAAACAACCUAAAAAGCAGCUUAAAAAAGAUGAAGAGGGCCAGAAGGAAGAAGAUAAGCCAAGAAAAGAGCCAGACAAAAAAGAGGGGAAGAAAGAAGUUGAAUCAAAACGGAAAAAUUUAGCUAAAACGGGGGUUACAUCAACCUCUGAUUCUGAAGAGGAAGCAGAUGAUCAAGAAGGUGAAAAGAAGAGGAAAGGAAGAAACUUUCAGACUGCUCAUAGAAGGAAUAUGCUGAAAGGCCAACAUGAGAAAGAAGCAGCAGAUAGAAAACGCAAGCAGGAGGAACAAAUGGAAACUGAGCAGCAGAAUAAAGAUGAAGGAAAGAAGCCAGAAGUUAAGAAAGUGGAGAAGAAGCGAGAAACAUCAAUGGAUUCUCGACUUCAAAGGAUACAUGCUGAAAUAAAAAAUUCACUCAAAAUUGAUAAUCUUGAUGUGAACAGAUGUAUUGAGGCCUUGGAUGAACUAGCUUCCCUUCAGGUCACAAUGCAACAAGCUCAGAAACAUACAGAGAUGAUUACAACACUGAAGAAAAUACGGCGAUUCAAAGUGAGUCAGAUUAUAAUGGAAAAGUCUACUAUGUUGUAUAACAAGUUUAAGAACAUGUUUUUGGUUGGUGAAGGAGAUUCUGUAAUCACACAAGUGCUGAAUAAAUCUCUUGCCGAACAAAGACAGCAUGAAGAAGCAAAUAAAACCAAAGAUCAAGGGAAGAAAGGGCCAAACAAGAAGCUAGAAAAGGAACAAGCAGGUUCAAAGACUCUAAAUGGAGGAUCUGAUGCUCAAGACAGUAAUCAACCACAGCAUAAUGGAGACAGCAAUGAAGAAAGCAAAGAUGAGGCCAGCAGUAAGAAAAAGCCAUCCAGUGAAGAGAGAGAGACUGAAAUAUCUCUGAAGGAUUCUACGCUAGAUAACUAGGUUGACAUACCUGGAAUAUAAGGAACAUUUGAGAAGUUUGUAAUGGUUUUCAUUAGAAAUAUUUAGACUGCUGAAAGUUUUAAAUUUUUAUAAGCAUAGGUUUUGAUGUUUAAAACUUGUUUUGAGGGAGCAGAAUCCCUUUAUCUUUGUUUAAAAGUAAUUAAACAUUGCUUAAUUGUACUUGUGCAGUAUUAACAGCUACAUUAUACAGUGAAUGAGGGAAAAUCCAUGUAGGAAAUGUUGAACUGCUUUUCAAGACAUGGGUUGUAGCAUAUUUUCAAUUAGUGUGUGUAUGUUAAUGUGUACUUGAUAGUAGGAAAAAGUUACAUUUUUAAAACUGCUACUUGUAUAAAACCUUUGCUCUUUUCCCAAAUACUGUGGGUUUCGUGAAUGGUUUUUACAAAUCUUGGAUUUAUCAGACUGUCUUUUCAACUGUUUGUGGGUUUUGUAGAAGUUACACAUUUUUAUGGUAGAUAAAAUGUUACUUCUAUAUAAGUACUCCCUUCUAUCUAAAAUUAAUCUCAGUCUACAUUGUGCUACAUUAUCCCGCUGCUUUGUAACUGUGUGGUCUGUAUGCCUUUUUGUAUGACUAGAUACACAACUGACAUUGAACUGACAAUUCCACAAAGUACAAAAAUUCAUGUUAACUUUGGAAGGUAAUUUAAUUUUUUUGGCUGGGAAUUCAGCAAAGUCACAUGAUUUUUCUGAAGAGAGCAGAAUGGGUGUACAUAGGAUUGAAUCUGGCUCUAGGCUUCAGCCAGUUAAGAUCCUUUACAGGUACUAGUAGCUGAAACUGAAAACUAAAUGAGAAAAGUUUAUUUUUGAGACAUUUCUGAAUUUUUUAAAAAAAGUCACACUCAUUAAACAAGUCACUAAGUGUGGUAUUUUUUUAAUUGGAAAACAAUCCAUGAUGCUUAUACAGUUAAGUAAAAAAUACUAUAUAAGGAAACUAACCUAUUUGAAAAUAUGGCUAUAUCAGAAGGGAAUUUUUAUUUCUAUAUUGAGCAUGUGACAGGACUGCAAAAAGUGGAAACAUCAGUUGCUCUGAGGCAGUAGACAAAGGAAAGGAGUGGGGUGUUUUGAUAACCUGUGUAUUCACUUAUUCGGACUAAGUCAGAGUGAACCAAGUAACCCAAAAGAUUUAAGGCUAACUUUGAACAGAUAGUACUUGUAUUUCAAGGUCAUUUGAUGAGGUCAGUUGGUGGUUUUAGUUGCUAAAAGACAUUUCUGUUUUGAAACUAUGAAUAUAGGGAAAAGGCUUUUAAUACUUAAGUGUUUGCAUGUGGCAUACAUUGUAUGUUUGACCGCUCAGAUAAUUUUGUUUUCAUCGAUUGAUGAAAAGGUAAAUUAUUUUAGUAGUUGGAAUUUUAAUUUUGAGCGGUCUUACAAUGGAACCUAGGACCCAGUGUUUUAAGGGAACUCUUGCUAUUUUAUCUGUUUAUCCUUAGUACAAUUAAAAUUUGGACAGAUUAUUCUAGUUAAGCCAUGAGUGUCAACAUGUAAACUUGUUUUGAUUAAAGAAUUUUUCUAUUAAACUGUACUAGUAAAUCACUUCUUUGCUAUUUAUACAAAAAAAAGUGUUGGAAUUCUGAAUUUGCUUCCAAGGGAGUUAACUUGGUCAUAGAGAUUGUGUUAUUUGGAGAGACAGGGAAAAAGCUCAAAAUGAUAAAAAAUAAACAAAAUGUUAUUUUUGGUUCACCCUACCAUUUCUU